AUGACCUCAUCCUCACAACCACCAUCAACUUUGACCAUUUGUAAAUAUAAUGGACAAGAUCGAUCCGAAGUAGCCCUCGAGGCUACCCAUGUGGAUGUGAGUGGAUCCUUGGUGGAACUGCCAGCAAAUGCUCUGAAUGACUUGAGUCUCUUGGUACAAGUGCGCCUACCCCAAGGGCUGCGGGUGAUUGGAGAAUCAGCAUUCACCUUCUGUCCUUCGCUGCAAAUAGUAGAGUUUCCAGACAGCCUGCAGGAAAUCCGAGCCCACGCCUUUGAAUAUUGCACAAAUCUGUCUUCAUCAGAUGACAAUUCAAAGGUUUUGGAUCUUUCAGAAGGCAUCACAGUCAUUGGAGACCAGGCCUUUAGCAUGAGUUGCCAAUCCGUUGAAUAUAUACAGCUUCCUUCGACAUUGAAAAUUUUGGGCAAGGGUUCCUUUUCGCACCUGUCCGCUUUGGUGUCAGUGGGACUUCAUGAAAAAGGCAAACUUGAAACGAUAGGUGAUUAUGCCUUCUACGGGGCACACGCACUUCGCAAUGUUGCGAUACCAUCGAGCGUGACGUAUGUUGGGCGAUGGGCAUUUGGAAAAUGCCAUCAAUUGCAAAAUGCUGUGAAUGGUAAAAUGUUUGAUUCUUGUGAUGAUGAAGCAAUGGAGGAAACCCUUAGAAAUAGAUUCAAAGGGCUAUGGCUACACAAAAGCAUCUACUUUGAUGACGGUGCAGCCGCCAUGGAAUUGUCCGAGAUCGCAACUUCAGGUGUUUCAACUGAAAACGAAACGAAAAGAGACAGACUGGAUAUGACACCCUUGGACAUUUUGAUGCUCGCACCGAAACCAAACUAUGAUUUGGUUCCAGUCUUAGUUCAACAGUUUCCAGUCACUGUGUCGGCGCCAAAUGGUAACAAAUGUCCUGCUCACUAUGCCUGCGCUCGAAAGGCGCCCGUUAGUGUUGUCGAAACGCUGAUAAGAGCCCAAAUGGAAGCUAUCUCUGAAAAGCACAGUCAAGGAGCUGCGAUGCCGCCAUAUUGGACAUCGUUAAUCGCAAGGGCUCAUCAAUCCGAUGCCAUUGACAUUCUCCAGUUAUUGAUAGGAUUGCGAUUUAGCGGCCACUUUCACAGCUGGAGGCUCGAUCGUUGGAAACAAGACACAGAAGAUAGUAUCUGCAGACUGUCGUCGUUUCCGAACAAAGAGGAUCGAACGGAACGGUUGGUUCACGUGGAAGCAAUCCACGAAAAGGCAGAGAUAUACCAACGAAUGGAGAUCCUCUCUAAUUUGGAAUUGGCUGUGUGGAAAUCCAGCAUUCAGCAUACUGAACUAGAAAACAAGACCUCUGUGGCUGCUACCCAUGUUAAUCGGGAGCACUGUCGCAUCUAUUCUGGCUCAGACUCCAUCUUAUCCAAUGUGAUUCCCUUUCUUGACGAGGUGACGCGGCCGAAAAGUCAGAAUUACUCUCCCGCCCCAUGUAGUUACUAG
Molecule: messenger RNA, 1467 nt
Organism: Cylindrotheca closterium
Lineage: Eukaryota; Bacillariophyta; Bacillariophyceae; Bacillariales; Bacillariaceae
Source: the annotation of a GenBank genome assembly